AUUAUUCCUCUCCACAUGGCCUUCCUACUUGUGUCAGCCUAUCUUCUGCUGACUCAUGCUUGGGGUGCUCCUGUUGAGAAUGGGGCCCUGUUGGAAACACUGAAGUCACAAGUGGGAUUAUUCAGCAAUAAAAGUGAACACUAUUCAGCACAGGUGAGACCUCCUGGCACAAGCAGACAAAUACCUCAGACAAUCAUCAUAGGAGUUCGUAAAGGAGGGACCAGAGCUUUGCUGGAAAUGUUGGAUAUUCAUCCCAACAUUGUGGUGGCAGCUACAGAAGUCCACUUCUUUGACUGGGAUGAAAAUUAUGUGAAAGGAAUAGACUGGUAUAGAAACCUGAUGCCAUUUUCUUAUGGAAAUCAAAUUACAAUUGAGAAAACACCAGGCUAUUUUACAUCACCACAGGCUCCAGGAAGAAUUCAUGACAUGAAUAGCUCCAUUAAACUGCUGCUCAUUCUAAGAGAUCCCACUGAGAGAGUUAUAUCUGACUAUACCCAAGUGUAUUACAACAGAGUAGAAAGUCGCAAGCCUGUUCAGCUCUUUGAAGAUAUUGUUAUUAAGAAUGGAGUGCUUAAUACCAAAUACAAAGCUAUUCAGAGAAGUCUAUAUGAUGUCCAUAUGGAAAAGUGGCUUAAGCAUUUCAGUUUGGAUCAGAUUCACAUAGUGGAUGGCAAUACUUUGAUCAAGGACCCUCUUCCUGAGUUACAAAAAGUUGAAAGAUUUCUAAAUCUUCCAUCCCGAAUUAUGUCUUCUAAUUUUUAUUUUAACCAAACCAAGGGAUUCUACUGCAUCAGAAGUGAUGGGAGGGAGAGAUGUUUACAUGAAUCCAAAGGGCGUCCCCACCCUCUUGUUAACAGCACAGUUUUAGAGCAACUGUAUUCUUACUUCAGAGAGCACAAUGCAAAAUUUUACAGGAUGGUUAAUCAUUCCUUUGACUGGCAUUAA
Messenger RNA from Serinus canaria (Common canary), 945 nucleotides. RefSeq names its product heparan sulfate glucosamine 3-O-sulfotransferase 1-like. The transcript has a single exon. The record is from RefSeq and is a predicted model, not a curated record. NCBI's taxonomy places the organism in Eukaryota, Metazoa, Chordata, Aves, Passeriformes, Fringillidae. The coding region runs from base 16 to 945 and encodes 309 amino acids. Gene Ontology annotation, molecular function: [heparan sulfate]-glucosamine 3-sulfotransferase activity.